GCACCAACGAGCUGCAACGUCACCUCGACCUCUCAAGUAGUGUAAUUCGCUCUUAUCGCAUAUCCUAUACGGCAAUACAGAGUACCCUGGUUGUGGCUAUCAAUCCCGGUCUUACAUCAUUUUGGAACACCAUGAAAACGCGGCGUCAAAACAAUAACGCGAAAGAGGACGCAGCACGCCUACAAGAUCAAGCAACAACAUCAGAUUCCCUAGAAACCCGGAAUGAUACCGAACCCACAGAUGUACUAUCCUCAGUACCCAAAGAUACAGAGGUAGAUGCUCAGAAAUCGCCCACCAAAGCAAUACAGCCAGCAAAGAGAAAAGGCAUACGAAAGUCGAAAUGGGACCGAGACACCGUCCUUGUAGAUCCAAAGUCUCCACUUGCGACCAUCAAUUUACGAAAGCUUAUUGCAAAUCCUCAAGCCUGGGACGCGCUAGAUCCGGAGCAGCAGCGGGAGAUCGCCGCGCUGUUCCCAGACCAAGGCCAUAUUAUAGGCGACCCAAAUUCGCCACGCCUAGACUAUCAGUCUCUUAUGAACGAUGAUGGCUUCCAUGAUAGCUGCCAGUCAUACGUGAAUGAUUUAGCUGAUGGGCGACACGAUACGGCGUGGUUAGCGUCUGCUUGGGAGGCAAACGAACGCCGCCGGGCUGGUGACUUUGACGAGUAUUUAAGCAAGAAAUUUGAAACAGACUGGGACACGACAUUGCCAGUCACAAAAGCAUCGCCCAUUAUACUCAAACUCGACAAUAACACUGAUAGCAUACCGCCUCUCACAGACAACCCAGUGGAAACAUGACUGGCGGCCGUAUGAGUGGUGCAUACCCGGGAGCAAGUCUUCAACGACACAACAUAGUCUUUUUUAGCGUGUACUAUUAAACAAAAGUUUCAAAGCCGA
Molecule: messenger RNA, 896 nt
Organism: [Torrubiella] hemipterigena
Lineage: Eukaryota; Fungi; Ascomycota; Sordariomycetes; Hypocreales; Clavicipitaceae
Source: the annotation of a GenBank genome assembly